AUGGAUGACGUGCGCUUUCGUUCGCAGCACUCGCCGCGGAACGAAGCGUCGAUGGCCAGUUUCGUCUCGCCCCCUCGCAACGGCGGUCGUAUUUCCCAGCAAACCUCUCACGACCAACGAGGAAACAUGCCACGGAGAUUCACGGCCGAUUCUAGCCGAGUGCCUAGUGUUUCGUCAAUGAAUGCGGCGUUGACCUCACCCCCAAGGGGACUGGGGUUGGAUUCCACCCCGGACUAUAAUAACAUAGAACAAAAGAAACUCGAGUAUGAGAGGAUUCGUGAACAGAGAAGACGCUUCGAGUUGGAGAUGCAAAGACUUGAUCAGCAGCAGCGCCGCGAAGCCCAAGAAUUGGCGCAGAUGGAGAAGGAAAUACGAAUGACAGGACAUCAGUCUGAACCGACGACACCUCCAGAAUACCGGGACAGCUCUGGAUUUCCAUCUAUAUUCUCCCGGCCCAACCGUUACUCGACCUCGAGCCUUGCAUCCCCCCCAGGCUUCAACCGUCCCGCUCGAUCCGGAUCGCAGCUAACAUCGCCACCAUCUGGAUCGACGCAGCAGAGAUAUGGUUUUGACGACGGAGCAAUGCCCUCUCGCUCAGACCCGAAUACUCGACGUAACAGCGAUGACGAAGAAAAAGAAGAGGCCGUGCGACAGGACCCGACCAGUCAUAGGUCCACAAAUGCCUUGAACCGGUACUCGAUGCCCGUCACAAGGUCGCGUAACGGAUUAUAUGAUAUGAACCUUGACCAGACCAAUACAACCCGCUUCCUAUUUGGAGACGACGAGCCGAAUUCGCUGCCCCGAGGCCGCACCCCUGACGACAACUUCCCCACUCUCGUUCGUCGGGAGGAUCAAAUGCUCUCUGCGUCUUCAGCUGCACUCGAUCUUGCCCUGUCCCCGUCUCCUAAUCCCGAAAAGUCCAACGGCUGGAAUCGUGUUAACCGUCACCGCCACCAACAGAGCAUGUCAGCGAUCAGCGGAUCGUCGUCUGGCAAGUCCAACGAAGUCCACACCAUCGGCAGCCGACCUCCGUCUUUGCGUCAUUCCCUUGAUCUCAAGUAUAUCUCGGAGAGCCCAGCAGAGCCUUCCCCCGUCGCCAUGUCACCUCAGAGCAGCCAUAUGGCCUCUCCUCCUCGCCUUCAGAGCUCUUUCUCUGCCAACGACGUCCCUACUGUCAAGAACACGUCCGGACCGUCCAUCCUGUCAGGCAAUGCCAAUAAUCACGCUCAGCAGCAUUUUCACAACCAUAAUGCCAGCAUGGGCCGCAUCCCAGCUGGAGCCAUGCCUUCACGCCAUACCCGUGAGCUGUCGAGCGACAACGGCAUGAAUAAUGUAGGCCGCGAGCAGUCAAAUAGCUUUCAGUCUAUCCAGUCCGCUCUGCAGGCGAGCGCUGCCCCCUUUGGCCCCAGUCUCACCAGCGCAGUCCAAGUGAGCUCGGCCACCGCCAUUUCUGGCCCUUCGACCGCAGCCCCAACCAACUCUUUCAACACCUUUUAUACACCAAAUGGCUACGGAUCAAAUGCAACCAACUCGAGCGGCAGCUUUGGCAUACCAAUGCUUUCUGCAGGGAUACAGCAGCUCAGCAUGAGCGGCGUUAACGGGGGCAACAUGUUCCCCGCUCAGAACUACACGGGAUACGGCUCCAUGUCACCAUACAAUCAGGGGGCCGGUCAGCCACGGGACAGUCAAGCCCGUGUCAUCCAACAUAGGCAUCAGCUUGACAAUGAAGCCAUGUCUCGCUAUCAAAACAUGCCUCUUGAAUCAUUUCGAGGACAAAUUUAUGAACUGUGCAAGGAUCAGCACGGCUGUCGCUAUCUGCAAAAGAAGCUCGAGGAACGCAAUCCCGAACAGGUUCAUAUGAUUUGGCUCGAGACCAAUCAGCAUGUCAUCGAGCUCAUGACGGACCCCUUUGGUAAUUAUUUGUGCCAAAAGCUCCUAGAGUUCUGCAAUGACGAUGAGCGCACUGUUUUGAUUCAGAAUGCCUCUCAAGAUAUGGUUCGCAUUGCGCUCAACCAGCAUGGAACGCGAGCACUGCAGAAGAUGAUUGAAUACGUGAGCACCCCUCAGCAGGUGCAUCUUAUCAUUGAGGCUCUACGAUUCCGCGUGGUUGAGUUGAUUCAGGACCUCAAUGGCAAUCACGUCAUCCAGAAGUGCCUGAACAAGCUUACAUCACUCGAUGCCCAGUUCAUCUUCGAUGCCGUCGGCAACAACUGCAUCGAGGUGGGCACCCACAGACAUGGUUGUUGUGUGCUGCAACGCUGCAUCGAUCACGCUUCUGGCGAGCAGAAGCCGUGGCUAGUAGGUCGAAUUACAGAACACGCACGCAUUCUCAUACAGGACCCCUUCGGCAACUAUGUUGUCCAGUACAUUAUCGAUCUGAAUGAGCCAAGCUUCACUGAGCCUGUGGUUGCCAUGUUCCAAGGCUGCAUCAGCCAGCUUUCACGGCACAAGUUCAGCUCCAAUGUCAUUGAGAAGUGUCUGCGGUGCUCCCAGGCACCAUCCAAGGACAUGAUUGUUGAAGAGCUGCUUGCACCUCAGGAGAUGGAGCGGCUACUCCGUGACUCUUUUGCCAAUUAUGUUAUUCAAACCGCUCUCGAGUUUGCCACGCCUCACCAGAAAUAUCGUUUGGUUGAAUCGAUUCGACCUAUUCUGCCACAGAUUCGCACGACGCCUUAUGGCCGUCGUAUUCAAGCCAAGGUCUCGGCUUACGACAACCGCGGAAGCGCAGCCUCCAGUGGUCAGGUUACACCUGCAGACAAUACCCAGGGCCAGAUUCCUCUCCGUCAAGGCCACAGCCGAGGCAUGUCAGGAAAUGCUGCAAUGCUGUCGAGCAAUGGCAUCACGAAUGGGGGGAUGGCCGGGCUCGGAUCCAAUCAAGGUGUCCGUCAGAGCGUGGCACCGUACUCCAAUAACGCCGUUCUGACAGUUCCUCCUCCAACAGGGUCAGCUUCUGUUCAGCAAUCCCAAAAACAGCAGCAGCGACAGUCUCAGUUCAACCAAAGAGCACCAGGUAGCUUCAUGCCUCCGCACUCUGCGAAUGCGUCUGUGGAUGCCAGCGGCGAGAAUCGCUGGGUGUAA
Messenger RNA from Metarhizium album ARSEF 1941, 3078 nucleotides. RefSeq names its product Armadillo-like helical. The transcript is spliced from 5 exons. Gene Ontology annotation, biological process: post-transcriptional regulation of gene expression. Gene Ontology annotation, cellular component: cytoplasm. Gene Ontology annotation, molecular function: mRNA binding. The record is from RefSeq and is a predicted model, not a curated record. The coding region runs from base 1 to 3078 and encodes 1025 amino acids. NCBI's taxonomy places the organism in Eukaryota, Fungi, Ascomycota, Sordariomycetes, Hypocreales, Clavicipitaceae.